Messenger RNA from Sporothrix brasiliensis 5110, 1140 nucleotides. RefSeq lists its product as uncharacterized. Lineage: Eukaryota; Fungi; Ascomycota; Sordariomycetes; Ophiostomatales; Ophiostomataceae. The record is from RefSeq and is a predicted model, not a curated record. The transcript has a single exon. Bases 1 to 1140 code for a protein of 379 amino acids.
AUGGCAACAUCUCCCUCGCUUCCCAGUGCCAACGAGUCUCUGACACCGGCGGACAUUGAGGCAAUGCCCGAGGCUGAGUUCCUCUCGCAGGCCACGUCUACACCCGAAGAGACGCCAGCUCCGUCCCAACCUGUGGCCGCUCCCGCAUCUCAACAGUCGCGUUUGAACAGGAUCAGUGCUCACCUUCUGAAAAAGGCCGUAAUAAGAGAAAAACAAAAGUUCGAAACGUAUCUUAUUGAAUCAACAGGGACCAUUGGGCACGUUACAUGCAACCCAUCACGAACACCCAGUCCCGAAAAGAUUUCUGAGUCUGAUUGUCAAAACAACACUCAGUGCAACACUCAGGCUAGCCCACAGACAAGUCCACAAACAAGUCCACAGACAAGUCCACAGAGCGGUGCUCAAGACGGUGUCCAAGUUUCUCCCCAAGGUGGUGCCGGUGGCGUUGCUCGUCCUACGCUGCGGCUGGUCGCAAGCGAUACCCAGGAAUCCGGGGACGCUCCUCCCGAGUCAAAUGCGCAGGCUCCUUCCGGUGCUUCCAGUGGCAAUGGCCAAGCCCCUGCAAGCAGUGCGCCGAACGCUGCGAGUGCCGCCGAUGCUGCCAGCAUAAGGGGCGGUGGUCAGACAGAGCCGGUGUCCAACAACAGCACGGGCGAUCCUUGGUCAGGCAGCACACAAGCUGUGCAAGGCCUCGCUACCAGCUCAUCCCAGCCUGCACCCCGACCGAACGCACGCGAUCCUGAGGCAGGAGGUCCCUCCAGCGGCCGCGAGAUGGGCACCCAGACCGAUUCUCCAAAAGAGCAAAACAACAGUGGUGGGCCUGGACGAGAUGAGGCCGGGCAACAGCAGCCGAACAUAGCCGAACAGCUCGACGAUGCUCUGCGACAACAUGUUAAGCGUACCCGCCGGCACAAACUCUCUGCUAUAUUUCUCUGCAACAGAGAGAGGAACACGGUGGGAGAGGAGCGCCGACGGCGAUCCUUAUUCCGGUGCAGUCGGCGCGCUGAACGAGAUGAAGCUAGUGACGCACAGCCCGGCGCACAGCCCGACGCACGGCAGGUCGAGCAGCCGGGUGUCCAGGACGCUCAACGGGCCGGCGUCGGACAGAAUAAUAAACCGGACAAUGGGCCUGUGGCGUAG